Molecule: messenger RNA, 1617 nt
Organism: Thermothelomyces thermophilus ATCC 42464
Lineage: Eukaryota; Fungi; Ascomycota; Sordariomycetes; Sordariales; Chaetomiaceae
Product: general substrate transporter
Exons: 4
Coding region: 1-1617 (538 amino acids)
Biological process (GO): transmembrane transport
Cellular component (GO): membrane
Molecular function (GO): transmembrane transporter activity
Source: RefSeq, a predicted model, not a curated record
AUGGCUUCGACGGGCAACAGCGACCGCGAUGCCGUCGAUCAGUCCCAUGUCGGCGCCGCUGCUGCGGGCGACGACCAAAAGGUUGAUCCCUACAAGGACGUCGUCGAGGCCGAGCGGGCGCCGUCGCCCGAGCUCGAGAAGCGGCUGAGGCCCGACUACUCGAAGAUGGACAAGGAGCUGGCCCAGUACGUCUCGGACACGCGCAUCGACAUCUCGGAGGAGGAGAACAACCGACUCCGCCGCCUCGUCGACAAGCGCGUCCUCGUCAUCAUGAUCACCACCUACUUCCUGCAGGCCAUCGACAAGGGCACCAUGAGCUUUGCCUCCAUCAUGGGCAUCAUCGAGGACACCGGCCUCCACGGUCAACAAUAUCAAUGGCUCACCACGUGUAUCUACAUCACCAUCCUGAUCGUCGAGUACCCGCAAAACUGGCUCAUCGCGCGCGUGCCGAUCGCCAAGUACCUCUCCUUCUCCAUCAUGGCCUGGGGCGCGGUGCUGGCCUGCACGGCCGCCUGCACCUCCUUCGCCGGCCUGGUGACGGUACGGACGCUGCUGGGCCUGUUCGAGUCGGUCUGCCAGCCCGCCUUCGUCGUGCUGUCGGCGACGUGGUACCGGCGCGAGGAGCAGGCGGCGCGCGUGACGUACUGGUACAUGAUGAACGGCGCCCAGCAGAUCGUCGGCGGCCUGCUGGCCUACUGCUUCUCCCUCAUCCGCACCGGCCCGCUCAAGUCGUGGCAGUGGCUCUUCAUGUCCUACGGCAUCAUCUCAGUCAUCUACGGCGCCUUUGUCGGAUGGUGGAUGCCCGACUCGCCCAUGCGCGCGAAGUGCUUCACCGAGGAGGACAAGCGCCUCAUGGUCGAGCGCGUCCGCGCCAACCAGACCGGCGUCCAGAACCGCCAGUGGAAGAAGCACCAGUUCUGGGAGGGCAUCCUCGACCCCCAGGCCUGGGGCUACGCCCUCAUCCAGCUGUGCACCACCCUCCCGACCAGCGGCCUCGGCAGCUUCCAGGGCCUCAUCAUCAAGUCCUUUGGCUUCUCCGUCCUGCAGACCCAGCUGCUCGCCAUGGUCCUCGGCGCCUACAUCAUCAUCGUCCUGCUCAGCUCCUCCUGGCUCGUCAAGAAGACCAACCAGAACCUGCUGGUCAUGCUGGGCUUUGUCAUUCCGUACUUCAUCGGCACCAUCUGCCUCAUGACGGUCCCAAUCGAGACCCUGGGCCAGAAGGUCGGCCUGGUCAUCUGCUACUACAUCACGCUGUCCUUCUGGUCCGCCCAGACGCUGGCCCUGUCCAUGCUGUCGCGCAACGUGGCCGGACAGACCAAGAAGAGCGUGGCCGUGGCGCUCAACUUUAUCAUCUGGUCCACCGGCAACGCCAUCGGCCCCCAAGUCUUCCUCGACUGGGACAAGCCCCGGUACUUCAUCGCCUUCGCUACCCACCUGGGCUGCUACACUCUGCUGGUCAUCGUCAUCCUCGGCCUCCGCUUCUACCUCAAGUACCAGAACAAGAAGCGCGACGAGCUGGCCGCGUCCGGCGCUGCCGAGGCCAAGGACGAGAACCUCGUGCACGCGUUCGAGGACCUGACGGACAAGGAGAACCCCAACUUCCGCUACGUGUACUAG